UACCGCGUUUCUUGUCGCAGCAGUGGAAUCGACAGUUGUCUUAGCCCGCUGUACUAUACUAAAGUCUGCAAUUUUAAGCAGCGAUGCCGGACCUAAGUCCCACGAUCAACAAUGUCUCGCUGGCUCUCUAUGGAGGCGCGACGUCGAUGGUGGAAUCGGGAAAUUUCUUAGUGUCUCCCAUCAGCAUUCUGUACGCUAUGGUGUUGGUGUAUCUAGGAGCACGCGGUCCCGCUCGGGAUAAUUUAUAUGAAGCGCUGGAUUUCAAGGAAUUCACCAAAUCAGGGGCGGAUGCGGACGUGGUCGGUGCGUUUGGGCAAUUGAUGAGCGACUUGAAAGUGAAGGCGGCAUCAGCAACUCCUGUGGAUAACAAAGGAAAAAAUAAGACAUCUGCCAGCUCGAAGUCAACGAAAUUAAAGGAUGAUGCAUUCCAGUUAGCACUGGCCAAUGGGGUGUUUCUGCGGAAAGGUAUGAAUUUUAAUCAGAAUUACCUGUCCAUGGCCAGUCAGCAACUCAAAUCCUCCAUUCAGACCGAGGAUUACGCGGCUAACCCGGCAGCAGCGGCCAAAGACAUCAACAAAUGGGUCGCCGAGCGGACCGGCGGGGAAAUUCAAGAUCUUAUCCCGGAAGAGGCGUUGGACGUGGACACCCUGGCUGUUUUAGCCAAUGCAGUGUAUUUCAACGCUCAGUGGAAUACCGUGUUUCCACCUGAGGAAGUCAUCACGGACGCUGAUUUUCAAUUGCUGAACGGAUCAACGGCCACGGUGUCCAUGAUGUAUGUUGUGGAUAAAUUUCGAUACGUGGAGGAUGACCAACUGGAUUUGAAGUACCUGGAAAUUCCCUAUAUUAACCACGAAGCAUCUAUGCUGGUGUUCUUGCCCAAUAAUGACACGGGGCUGCGAAGUCUGGAAAAAGCCAUGACCGCGGAGGUUUUGCAACGUCUGCAGAGUAAGGCUGAAAAAGGAGCGCAGAUGUUAGUCGAACUUCGGUUGCCGAAAUUCAAGCUGGAGAGCGGUUUUGAUUUGCUGCAACUGCUGAAAAUCAUCGGUGUUACAAAUAUAUUCACUGCAGAAUGUGACCUUUCGGGAUUGGUGCCCCAUAGCCCCGCACAUGUUGAUGGGGCUUUCCAUAAAACCUUCAUUGAGGUGGAUGAGAAAGGAACUAAAGCGGCCGCAGCCAGCGCAGUGAUAACCGCCGGUCGCAGCUCUGGGGGUCACACUCCUGAUUACCGACGAUUUUUUGCCGAUCAUCCCUUUCUCUAUGCAAUUCGUCACAACCGUACCAAGGCUGUCUUGUUUAUUGGCCGCUUUGAAUCUCCAGCCGACUUGCCGCAGCCAUAAGUGCCUUCCAGACUGUUCGUAGCACCAAUACAGAUUGUGUGGUUACAUACAAAGGAUAAACUGUAGCAGCAAUAAACGUUUUUGCAAGUUUUCUAUAAUAUGAUGUGACCGUCCACCUAAGUGAUUGAUGGAACCCUGCAUUACUAUGUUUUGAUUACAUAUUCUGUGUUUUCGCAAAACUAUGAGAUAAGAGUUGAUUGGUCAUCUGCAUUAAUCGUUUUGCAGCGCAGUUAUACCCAUGGUUUAUUGCCCAAUAAAAA
Messenger RNA from Paramacrobiotus metropolitanus, 1597 nucleotides. RefSeq names its product leukocyte elastase inhibitor-like. The record is from RefSeq and is a predicted model, not a curated record. The coding region runs from base 84 to 1337 and encodes 417 amino acids. Lineage: Eukaryota; Metazoa; Tardigrada; Eutardigrada; Parachela; Macrobiotidae. The transcript is spliced from 3 exons. Gene Ontology annotation, molecular function: serine-type endopeptidase inhibitor activity.